This is a messenger RNA of Chanos chanos (milkfish), 7158 nucleotides long. Its product is annotated as trichohyalin. Lineage: Eukaryota; Metazoa; Chordata; Actinopteri; Gonorynchiformes; Chanidae. The transcript has 22 exons. Bases 1 to 7158 code for a protein of 2385 amino acids. The record is from RefSeq and is a predicted model, not a curated record.
AUGGAGUCGGAGGUGCUGAUUAGUUUGCAGGCAGAGCGGGCGGAGUUGAGGGCGGAGAUAUCACGCCUGCAAGAUGAAUUAUCAGAAAGUCAUGCAGAAAAACUGGAGCUUGAAUCUAGAGCUCAAGCUUUGACUGACAGGUUGUCUCAGAUGGUGGACCCGUCUCUCGCUGCGUCUCUUCACAUGGAUGACGAACAGAGAGAGUGGAGGAGGAGACUUAGAGAAGGACGAGAGAGAGAGGCCAGGCAAGCAAUACUCAUACAGAAACUACAGAACAAGGUCGUGGAAUACAGAGCUCGUUGCCAGGGUUUGGAACAGCGGGUGGUGUUAGAGGAGACAGAGCUACGCAGGAGAGAGAGAUCACUCAGAGAUGAGCACAGCCAUACAAUGGAGAGUGCCCUCAUCAGGUUGGAGGAGGAACAGCAGAGAGGGGUGGGGCUUGCUGAGGUCAAUGCCCUCUUGCGCAGUCAGCUCAGCCAAUCAGCAGAUGCAAAUGAAACCUUGAGGGAGGACCUACAAAAGCUCACAGCAGAUUGGUCCAGAGCAGUAGAGGAUGCUGCACAAAAGGAGAUGGAAUGGCAAAAAGAGAGAGAAAAUCUGACAGGUCACAUAAAACGGGAAAACACUCGACUGAUGGAACUGUGGGGACAUGUUUUGACUCUCCGACGCCACUGUCACACGAUCAAGACAGCAACUGACAAAGAUCUCUGGGAUUUGAGGGCACAGUUUUCCCGUCUGUCCUCCUCUUUACUCUCCAUUUGUAGCAGCUCUCCUCGUCCAAUCGGCGGCCUUGCUCUUGACCCCAGCCCCUCCUCAGCUCCUCCUCUCUCCUCAUCUCAUGGACCUCUCUCACUGAAUGACCUACAGUCAGACCAGGCAGAGAAAGAAAUCACAGACCUGAAAACGUUACACCAGACAGAGACGCAGCAACUCCAAGACAGGAUAGCAGAGCUGACAGCCUCGUUAAGAGCCCAGGAGGAUGAAAGAGAGAGAUGGGAACUGGAGAAGGACAGGAAACACAAGCAGGAACUGGAGAGAGACAGAGAGAGAGAGAUGGAGUGGGAGAAACAGAAAGAGAUGGAGAGAAAUCUGUCAUCUGUCUGUCAAGCCAUAAAGAAACUGUCCAGGGUUGUGAACUCUCUGAAACUAGAUGGACCAAGCAAUGGUGUGUUUGUGCGUGGGGAUGACGUAUCCAGUGAAGGACUCUCCUAUUUUUUGUCUGUUAUCGCUAAUGCUGAGACGACACUACAGUGGAGACAUCAACAACUACAGGAAGCUGAGGUCACCGUGCGUAGGUUAGGCGCGGAGAGAGAAUCUUUGGAGCAGCGGGUCAAACAGCUUGAGGUCGAUUCUGAAGAACUACAGGAACGAGUCAGACACAGCGAUCUGGAACUGAAACACACACAGGAACUACUGACCAGUGAAAGGGAGAUGGUGGCAGGCCUGCGCAGCCGUGCAGAAGAGGCUGAUCAGCACAACGAGGACCUGAGGAAAGAAAACGAGUCUUUAAGGCGGCAGAGGGAGAGAGACAUUGAGGAGAGGAGUGAGCUGGAGAGAGAGAGACAGAAGCGUGUGGAGGCUGAGGCGCUGGAGACCGCCCAGUUGUGUGAGAGGGAGACGCGUAAUCGCAUGGAGCUGCGCGUGCUGCAGGGGGCGCUGGAGCGCGAGCAGCUCGACCGAACGCGUGCAGAGCAGGAGGCCGCUGAUGCCAAAGAAGCCUUACACAAAGAGCGGGAGGCAGCGUUGUCUUUGUCGUCCUCUCAGGCGGCUCUGAGGCGUGAGUUAACAGAGGCUCGUGAUACCCUGGAGAAAAUGGCUGCUCUAAACGAGGCCCUGGCCAAAGAUAAGAGAGAUCUGAACACUCACAUGCUGCAGCUGGAGACAGAGCUUGUGGAGGCUCAGACUCAGGUCCAGGGUCUGGACUCAGAGGUGGCAGCUUUACGUCGGGAACUGAAGUCCACGUCUUACGAGAUAACAGAACUAAGGGUCCAGAGAGAGACAGAUCUUGACACUCUACAACAGCUCCGAAUGAGAGAAAGAGAGAUGGAGAGAGAGAUAGAAAUGCUGAGGGAAGAGCGAGAGAGGGAGGUCAGCACACUCAUGGAGGAGAAGAAGGCUGAUGAACAGAGAAUCGAAGAGUUGUCGGAACAGAACACUGCUCUUAGCGAAGGGAUGAAGAACGUACAAGCAGAGUUGUGUCGAGUAAUAGAACAGCAGAAGAAAGGAGAGAGAGAGAGAGAAGACCUGCUGAGAGAGAGCCAGCGCAUGGAGGGAGGGAUACGGACGCUGGAGAGAGAGAGAGAACAACUCAAACAGGAACGACAGGAACUCAGGGAGUUGAGCAGUGAGGUCCAGAAGCAACUGACCCAGGCUCUGUCACAGGUCUCAGAACUACAGAUCCAGAACAGUCAGCUUCAAAUCCAAGUCCACACGUUCAACCAAACCAAAGAUGUUCUACAAGGAGAGAUUCACUGCCUUCAGGCUGAGCUGGAGAAGGAGUUACUCCUGAGGAAUGAAGAAAAAGAGACGCAUCAGAGAGAGAGAGAAAACCUACAAACAGAGAUAAAACAUUUACAGAAAGAGGCAGAACAAGUAUCAGACCAACACAGAAUAGAAGAAAAGGAUUGGAGGGUUGAAAAAGAGAAAUGGCAAGAAGAGAGAGAAGCCCUUAACUCUGAGUUGGGGUUGAGGGAUGGAGAGGUGGAGGUUCUGAAGAACAGAAUGGAUGGAUUAUUAAAAGAGAAAGAAGAGCUAUCACAGCUGCUGAGUGAGAGAGAAGAAGAGCUGGAGAAACUUCAGAGCAGACUAAUGGCAGAACAGAAGAUACUGGAGCAGAGAGUGAGAGAGGCCUGCGAUGAAACAGAUAGAUGGAAAGGAAGAGUGUCAGACAUGCAGAGGGAGAAGGAGGAAUUGAAUCAGAGGCUUCUAGAAAGAGGGGAGAAGGAAAGCAAAGAACGGAAAAUGCUGGAACGAGAGAAACAAGAGAUGGCUGACCUUCUUCGAAAGAGUAAGGAAGAGACACACAAAAGGGAGACAGACAUCGAAGAACUGAAACAAAGAAUAGGAUCGAUGGAGAGGGUGAUAGAGACGCAGGAGCAAGAUUUGAAGGAGAAAGAGAUUUUAGAAAACAGAAUCAUGGUCCUAGAGGAGCAGAACUCUCAGCUGAAAGAAAGAGAGAGAGAAAAAUGGGCCGAAGAGGAGAGGAAGCAAAAAAGGAGGGAGGAACAAGACAGGGAGAGAGAAAAGAGGUGGAGAGGAGAGCUAGGACAGAAAAAUGAAGAAUUGGAAGAACUCCAAAAAAGAACAGAAUGGUUAACAAAGGAAAAGGAACAAAUAUCCUCGCUACUGAGCGAAAAUCAAAUAGAGGUGGAGAGACUGGAGGCUAAACUCACCACUGAGAGGAAGGCUGCCGAAGUGAGAAUGAAAGAAAUGGAGGACAAGAUUGAAUGGUGGAAGAAAAGAGCUGGGAAGGUAGAGAGUGAAAAGAAUGAGUUAAAUGAACGAUUUCUGGAGCAAUCUGAAAGGGAAAGCGAAGUCUUAAGGACAGUUCAAAAACAGAAAGAUGACCUGGCUGACCUUGUAAAAGAGAAAGAGGAAGAGCUGCAAAAACGAGAUGACGACAUUUUGGAUCUAAAAUCGACAGCGAGAUCACUACAGGGAGAAAUUGAGAGACUAGAACUUACUCUGAAGGGAAAAGAGAUUUUGAAGGGCCAGCUCCAUGCACUAGAGAUACAGAAUUCACAAUUUAGGGAAAGAGAAAGAGAGCAACAGAGGGAACGAGAGAGAAGAGAAGAGGAGCAAUUGGAGUUAGAGAGGAGAUUGAGAGGAAAACUAGAGCAAAAAGAGGGAGAGAUGAAAGAACUUAGGAACAGAAUGGAGAGGUUAUUGAAAGAAAAAGAAGACAUAUUAGAUCAGCAGGCUGAUAAAGAAAGAGAGGUAGAAGAAUUGGAAGAUGAGCUGAAAACUGAACGCAGAAAUUUUCAAAAGCGGAUGAGAGAGGCACAGGAAGAGAUAGAGAAAUGGAAGGAGACAGCAGAGGAGCUAGAGAGAGAGAAAACCAGCGUAGAAGAGAGAGAGGAGAAGAUGAGAGAGAGAAUAGAGACAGAAGAUAGAGACAGAGAGCAGAGAUUAAGACGAGAGCUCACCCAGAUGGAGGGAGAGGUGGAGAGACUGUUACUGAGAGAAGAGGAGCUGGAGAGAGAAAAUAAGGAGCAGAGGAGUAAAUGUCAGGAGCUGCAGCACAGUCUACAGAGUCAGAGCAGUCUCCUCAAAGAACAUCAGGAGGAAACGGACAGACUAAAAGAAACUUUACGACAAAGAGAUGAAACAGGGGAAGAGAGGCGUCGCCAAGAACGAGAAGAGCGAAGGAGACUGGAAGAGAGAGUGCAACAGCUAGAGCUGUCAAAGCAAAAGCACUUGGACCACCUAAAAAAGGUCGAAUUAGAGCUGGAGAAAGAGACGAAGCAACACAUGCAGAAAGCAGAACAGCUUGUUGAACAAACACAGGAGCUACAAGUUGUCUCGGCAGAGAGGAAUAGAGAGAGAGACAACGCGCAAAGAGUGAAGGGGAGGAAUGAGGAGUUGGUGGAAGAGAUAAAGGGAUUGUGGAGGAAAGUAGAGGAACAGUCAAAGGAGGUGAGGAGUCUCUCCCAGUUAGUGCAGGACAGUGAGAGGAUGGUGGAGGACUUAAAGGCAAAAGAGGAAGAUGACGAAGCAGAGAAAGAGCGAAUGAGAAGGUCUCUGAGUCGAAGAGAGGAAGAGAUGGAGCAACUGACCCUCCAGCUGAGAGAAGAGAAAGCAGAAGGAGAGAGAUUGAGGUACAGGCUUGAGGAGCUUGAGAGAGGACAGCACACCUUUCUGGUAGAGAAAGGACAACGGGUGGAGAAGCUCGGUAAACAAGUGAAAGAGCUGGAAGAAGAGCGCGACCAUCUCUCUGCAGAGCUGCGAAGCAAAGAGAGAGAGACAAGUGCCCUCAAAGAUGAGGUGUUCAGAGAAAGGAGAGAGAAAGAUAAAGUAGCUUUGUCAUUGAGGAGAAAGGAGGAGGAACUCGAGAAGACAAAAGAGAAGAAAGAGGCAAUGACCACUCAAGUGUCGACUCUUCAAGAGGAGAUAGCAGAUCUCACCAGAAGCAGGAAGCAAACACUUUUUGAGGUGAAAGAGAAAGAAAGGGAAAACCAGAAGAUUCGUGAGGGGCUUAAGGCAGGCUUGCAUGAAAUGGCUACCUUGAAGAGUCUUCUAGAAGAGAGCUAUCGUGAAGGAGAAAGUCUAAGAGCCAUUCUACAAGCAAAGAAAGACAAACUGGUUGAAAGACAAAAUGAUGUAGGUGAAAAGGGCAACUUACAGAUGGAGUUAGAGGAACUACGUACUUGGACCCAAACCCUGGAGAGAGAGAAAGAAGAUCUGAAGACCCAGCUGAGUCAUAAAGAGGCUGAGCUGAUAGAAACUUGUCAAGAGGGAGAAAGAGAGAGAGAGAGGAUGGAGAAGCGAGAGCUUGAGGUGGAGAAGGACCUGAAGGCUAUGGAAACUUUAGCAGGACAGAGGCAGGUUGAGUUGACUCGUGCCAAAGUCCGUUUGGAGGUUUUGGAGGAGCAAAGGACAGAACUCAGCUCUCUGGCUGCUGAGAGGAAUAAAGAGACACAGGAGCUGAGGAGUCAAGUCAGUAAACUUGAGGAGGAACUAAAGAGAGUAAAGGAAGAAAAGAAUCAAGACAUCUCUAGACUGGAACUGAAGAUGGAAGGAUUGCAGAAGGAAGAAAAGAAGAGAAUUCAGCAGAGAGAUGAACAAGAGAAAAGAAUGGAAAUCCUCACUGAAAGACUGAGACAGAAAGAGAAAGAGAUGGACAUGAUGACAGAAAGAUUUGAGAAGAAGGAGAAAGAAAGGAAUAAACUUGAACAGAUAUGGGAAGAAAGUGCAAGACAAAUCAAUGUAAUCACAGUGACGCUUAAGGAAAAGGAGGCAGAUCUCAAUAAUGUUAGAGAAGCAUCCUACAAAGAGGCAAAUGCAAGGCAAAGACUACAGGAACAACUUCAAGAGAAAGAGAGAGUCAUUGAGAAAUUGAGGGACACAAUUGUAAAUUUGGAAAGAGAAAGGACAGAGGUAAUUGUUAAGGAAAUGGGUAAGAGCAAAAGCAAUGAGACUGCAGAGAAUUCAGAGAUAAAGGAACCACAUGGAGUUCAAGGUCAAAGGAAUGUAGAGAGCGACUUACUUAGAGAGAAACUUAUCAAAAUGGAACAGCAAGUUGCUCUAUGGAGGGGAAGGGCAGAGAGCUUGGAAAAGGAGGUGGACAGACUUCAGUUGGAGAACAUAAGAGACUACCAGGGAGGUUUUAGAGAUGUGGACAGAGUACCAGAAGAUCGAAAUUGGGAAAGAUUGAGUGAACGACUCUCUGUGCUUCUAGAGGAAAAGCAGGAGAGUAACAGGCUCCUGAGAGAAAAAGAAGUGGAGGUGUAUUCACUGAAGGAGAGAGCAGAAGAGCUUGGUAAAGACAGAGAUCGGAUCAGGAGUGCUCUGGCAAAGACGGAGGAGAUGCUAAUUAGUUAUCGGGAGAGACUGAGAGAGCUUGAGAAAGACAAGAAAAAUAAACCAGACGCUGCGGACGUUUCCUCACAGGCUGUGGAGAACACAGAGACCAGCUCUGUGUCAGCACUGCAGGACCGACUGUCUGCCAUGCAGAGAGCUGUGGCACAGCUGGAAGUGGAUCACAGAAGACUGGAGAGGAGAAACUCACAUCUGGAACAGCGCGUCGACAGGCUGAAGACAGAGAGACGCCACCUCCGAGAAACACUCACACAGGUGGAGUCUGAGCGGGCAAGACUGCGGCAGCAGCAGUCUCAGUCAGAGACUGGAGAUCAGAAUUCAGGCCUCUUAAAUGGAGCAGAGAGAGAGGAGUUGAGGCGUUUGAGAAUACGGGCUAGUGAACUAGAGGAACAGGUUCACCGUCUGCGUCUGGUUCUGGCUGCGGAUCAUCAGGAACGAGUGGAAUUCAUUAAUAACUCCAUUAGAAACAGUAACAGUGUUUCAUGUCUGAGACAGGAGCUGAAAGAGUCUUUGGCUGUCGUGUGUGAACAGCCUGUUCCGUCAGUACUUGAAACAGAGACAGAGAGAUUGGACCGGAGUGUCAGAGAGGAAGAGCUGCGUCUCUCACUUAGCCUGAGCUGA